GGACAAGACAGUUUCAUGUUAUUCUCCGCGCGGCGUUGUGUGAGAACAUUAUCUGGGUCAUUCUGCAGAACUAGGUUGACCUUUUUAUUAUAUAGUAGCAUGAAAUUUUUAACGAAACCACUCACUAGCGCACUUCAUUUUGUUAUUAAAGCUUUUGAAAGCAAAUGGUUAAAAUAACGAAUACAGAAUCUUUUGACCAAUUAUCGAUUCUAUAGGUGAUAUGCUGUAAUAGCCAGUUGAAACGUUUGAGUAACGUUUGUACCAGAGAGUGAUUGCAUCUACUCGAUAACUUCGCGUGUAAGUUACUGAGUUCGGGAUAAAAAGAAAGAUGCCAUUUCUAAUUAUGAUCCUGAGGCGGCGCAUUCACUACCUGCCCAUACUUACUGCUUUCUGGAUUAUAAGCUCGUUUUUUAUCUCGUAUGCCACGGCUAUUAUUAAAGGGCACGUUGAAAUACACGACUUUCCAUACAUCAGCCAUACAGCUAUUGACGCACCCGAGAGAUGCAUCUUUGCUCAACUGGUAAACAUGGGAUCUCUAAUGCUGGGCGUUAACGUCUACAUCAGGUACAUUCAGAUGAUUCAACUUUUGAAGCUUUUAGGUGCCAAAAGGAAGCACGAAAACAUCAAUAAAGCAUCUCUAGUCCUGGGCUUUAUAUCUGCAUUUGGCCUUACCAUUGUGGCAAACUUUCAAACAAUUGUCAUGAGAGAGGUUCACUACACGGGAGCAGUUCUUGCAUUCUUUGGCGGUUUGGUUUACUGUUGGAUGCAAACAUCUCUUACACUUAAUUAUGACAAGUGGUCUAAAGUUGCUAUAGCCCAAACAGCAAACAGUAUUUUUUUGUCUGUCUGCCUGUUGCUUUUUUUUAUAAGUAAGGUAGUUUUCAAGAUUCUUGAGGCUCAGAAUAAAGGAACAAAGUGGGAUGCUCUGCGUGGUGUCUAUCUUGUUUCAACAGUAUCUGAAUGGCUAACUGCUGUCUUUAUUGUCACAUUUGUACUUACUUACUACAGGGAUUUUUCACGAAUAAAUCUCAAAUCUCCAAAGAUAGAAUUUCUUGAUGAAAAUCGUGUUUUACAGGAUUAUAAUCUACCACCAGUUGAAAAUCAAGAAGUGUAGAGAGUAUUUAACGCUUAUACAGAACUUCAUAAGUUCCACAACUCAAGUUUUGGAUUUGAAUUAAGGAAGCUAUAUAAAAUUAGGAUAAUCUAUCGUAUUAAGUACGUAAAAUCGGCUGAGAGUAGAUCUAGUCAAGUGAAAAAAAAUGUGACUCAUCAAUUUUUUGUAAUUAUUUCACAUGUCUAGAAAGAUUUAUGUUUUUUUAAUCAAUAAAGAUUAGCGUUGUUUUCAUCAGAUGCAAUCAAGCCAUAUUUUUUUUUGUAACAUUUUAACAAGAGAUUCGGUGGAAACCACUCAAAUUUACAGAUGGCCGCAUUUUGUAUAAGAAAUCUUGCUCGCAAACAAGAAUUUUAAAGUUAAUCUCCAGCCUUUAUUGAUAUAUUUAGACAUAGCGUUUAUUUUAUUAUUCAGUUAUCUAUUAUAUUUGACACAAACCAUAAUACUUUGUAUACUUGUAUUAAAGCCAUGUUUAUGAGCCACCUUUCUCGAACUAGCCUCGGCCGCUUUUACGUACCUAAAACGAUAGAUUACUUUAAGUAUUGAAAAAUUGACUGCUGUUAAACAUUCUCUAUAAACUACUUGAAUGUAAAUUAAUAUUUGUUACCGCUAAGAAAUUCGUUAGAACACCCCAGUCCCACUUCCAGAUAUAACACCACAGUUCCACUUCCAGACUUAACACCUCAGUCACAAGUCCAGAUAUAACACCUCAGUCACACUUCCAGAUAUAACACCCAGCCACAUCCAGAUAUAACACC
Physella acuta is the source of this 1869-nucleotide messenger RNA. RefSeq names its product DNA damage-regulated autophagy modulator protein 2. The record is from RefSeq and is a predicted model, not a curated record. NCBI's taxonomy places the organism in Eukaryota, Metazoa, Mollusca, Gastropoda, Physidae.